Messenger RNA from Peronospora farinosa, 2460 nucleotides. Lineage: Eukaryota; Oomycota; Peronosporomycetes; Peronosporales; Peronosporaceae. The record is from the annotation of a GenBank genome assembly.
AUGGAGCCGAUGAAACACGAUACAAAAGUGCCUUUUCAGUUUCCACCUGUAGAAAUUUAUACGGAAAAAGAGAAUUGUUCUCGUUCUUUGGAAAUAAAUUGGAGAACAAGGAAAAAUGUGGAUGAAAAAGUGGUGAAAAGCCAUGAGGAGAAGAAGAACGAGCUAGAGAAAGAGAGGAUGGAGAAGAGAAGGAUCGAGAAAGAGUUAAAUGGACCAGUAGAGGAUAAUAAUGAGCAUUUGAUGCUGUUUAAUGAAGAUAAACAAGGGAUGGAUAAACGAGAGCAUGGAUUUGUAAACGUCAUGGAGUCGUCGUGGUUGUUGGCGUCUAUGGAGCAACGAGGUGCAGAAACGACGAGUUCAAGUGGAUGGAGGAAACAGCAGCCAAGUCUAUUGCAGCAAUUGAUGGACGUACGAUUAGCGCUACUGGAUUUCGUCUUUAUUGCUCGAUCAGGAGUUGGAGUGAAUUUGCUGGGUCGACCACCAUCGUCGGUGGACACGCACUGUCGGAAUCUCAUUGAUCGGAUCAAAGAAACAGCAGCAAAGCAGGACGGCAAGGAGCUUACUCGUGCGGACUGUGAACGGAUCAAAUGCAUUUUUGAAAGUCUCAAGUCCGAUAUGGUUAUGCCGGCUGUGCGAUGUUUGGGCUGGCUGUUGACCAAGACAUGGCGUCUGCUCUUUCACGGACUUCAUGUAGACUUGGAGUCGCUCCAUCGCGUUCGUCGUGUGCUGGAGGCUUCUGAAGGCGACGUUAGUGUUGUGUUUGCACCUACGCACAAGAGUCACUUGGACUACUUGAUCCUCAGCUACUUGUGCUUUGCGUAUGGCAUCCCGCUGCCGCGCAUUGCUGCAGGUAACAACUUGGACUUACCGCUUGUGGGCUCCUUCCUGCGUGCUAACGGUAGUUUUUUCAUCCGCCGAUCGUUCCGGAACGACCAUCUCUACAAGGAGGUGUUGGAGCAGUAUGUGCACGAGCUUUUGCAGGAUGGAAACCCCGUCGAGGUGUUCGUUGAGGGUGGCCGAUCGCGUCAUGGCCGUGUAUGUAAGCCCCGCUUGGGUUUCAUGUCAAUGUUCCUGAAUUAUGUGAAAGGGGGGCCGCGCUCUGCAUUGAACGAUGAUGCCGUCGAAAAUGACGUGAGCACGAAGAAGACGGUUUUGGUCGUUCCGAUCUCGCUGGACUACGACAAAGUGUACGAGGUCGAUGGAUACGCGAAUCAGCUAUUGGGCAAACCCAAGGAAAAAGAGAGCCUUGCCGUCUUGUUCCGUUCAGUUCGGGACAUGUUCUUCCUGAGACUCGGUCACUCGUACGUACGUUUUGGUGAGCCAGUGUCUUUGACCGAGACUUCAUCGCUUCAGGAUUCGUCCGAGCUCGUGGCCGAGCGUAUGCAAACCUCAGGCACCAUCACCUCGACUGCAAUUGUGUCUGCGCUGCUCAUGUGGAAGCGCGCAUAUGUGACUGAGAAAAUUCUGGAGACUCGCACCGUGUGGCUCGUUGAAGAACUAGAGAAACGCGGUGCGACUGUAGCUCAUGUGGAAAACAACAAUAUAGCUGCUCAUGCGCUAUUGAUCUUAAAGGUAGAUACGAAAUUCAACUGCGUUGUUGAUCCUCAACUGCAGUACCCGGUGCGAGCACUCGAGUUGGGAUUUUACCGGAAUCACCUGCUACACAUCUUCCUGCCGGAGAUGGCCGUGAUUGGUGCUCUGGAUGCUGCUCUGCGCCAGCGUUCUAACUGCAAAGAAGACCAUUCGACUCAACACAAAGUGGACAUUUGGGCAGUGCAGCAGCAGGCACAGAAGAUCUGGCACUUUUUGCGCCAUAUAUGUCGCCACGAAGCUAUCGACAUCCAAGCCCGCUUCACCCGAUUCCUUGCUGAGGCUACCGCGUGUGACGUUGACGCGUCUUCAGACACAGUGCUCAUCGAUGUGAAUCGCUGGAAUACCGGAAAGCUCACGAGCUUCGUUUUGUCGCUAAACUGGUCCUUUAUGGACUCAUUGUGGCUUACCACCCAGGGUCUCUGGUGCCUUCUUCCUACCGAUGAGGGUGACGAUGUUGAGCACACUGAUUGCGAUGUUGUGCGACGCGUACAGGUGUUAGCAAAAGAGCUAUUCCUUCGUCAGCAACUCUUCCACGCCGAAGCGCUGUGCAGUGAGAGUAUCAAGCAAUCGCUGGAUUUCUUGGUCGAAAAUGGCGUGGUGAGCUCUGAGCGAUCGCAUGAUGGCAAGUCGCGCGUGAUGCGUCUCUGUUCGAACUCGACCGAUCGAGUGCGCGAACUCAACGAUCUCACACGUGAGAUCAAUGCACGUCGAAAACCGCGUUCGUUCCUUUGGCGUGAAGAUGAGCUGCCACGCAAUUUGACUCGUGAGGAAGCAUUAGAGCUCAUGGAAGGUGCUCAAGGCUCCCAAAGUAUCUACGCCAAGUGGAUGGCCCCACCGGCUUCGACAUUAACUACCGAUUCGCAAUGA